Messenger RNA from Polypterus senegalus (gray bichir), 4731 nucleotides. RefSeq names its product iroquois-class homeodomain protein irx-4-like. Gene Ontology annotation, molecular function: RNA polymerase II cis-regulatory region sequence-specific DNA binding; DNA-binding transcription factor activity, RNA polymerase II-specific. The record is from RefSeq and is a predicted model, not a curated record. Lineage: Eukaryota; Metazoa; Chordata; Cladistia; Polypteriformes; Polypteridae. Gene Ontology annotation, cellular component: nucleus. The transcript is spliced from 6 exons. Bases 2720 to 4201 code for a protein of 493 amino acids. Gene Ontology annotation, biological process: neuron differentiation; cell development; regulation of transcription by RNA polymerase II.
CUUUGUUUAAUUACGGAACUCUUCGGUGUUUUUUUUUAAACACAGCUUUGUUUCCCUUUAUUUUAAUGGUUAAAGUUAAUCCAGUAGGAAAUGCGUCUAAGGGUUUUUAUAAUACCUUGACAAAAUUAAUCACUGUAUGUACUCUCUUUGAACAUAUUAAAUAAAAUAAAAAUAAAAAUAACUCGUUUAGGAGCACUAGAAAUGUCCAUCAUUUGUUGUAAAUCCGUAUUUGCUCAAAUAUGCCAUGAAUGGGAGACUGGACAUGAUAAGUUAUUAAGCUUGUCUGCCAAAAUUUUCAAAGCAUAUAUGCGUGUGUGUUUGUCUGUGAGACACGCACACACUCUCUCACACACACACACUCAAGCAUUAUGUAGAUAUAAUUUCAUGUUACAUGUGCUUUUGCUGGGAGUAAGUACAAGUUGAAUAUCAAUAGCGCUAUACAAAUUAACUGCUUUCUUUUAUUCUUACACAAGCGACACAAUUAAUGGCAUGCAUGUAAAAGUACAAAAUAAUCCUUUGUUGUCGUGUUCAAAAAAGAUAACUGAAUAGGCAUUUCAGUUUAAUGACGCUGCCCCUUGACUUGCAUGCACUCGCGUUAGAAUAUGUAAAAGGUGCAGCUUUGCGAUCGCUCCUUUUACUGUAUGUUUUUUCUGCGUCUAUUGCGCUUCUAAGCCUUUCGAUUUCUCUCGUCGGUCUGUGUCGAUCUGGCUGUGUCUGCAAUAGAGAGGACAGGUAAUAAAAAUGCUGAAAGAAAUGCACAUUACUAGAUGGAAGUAAGCGAAAGUCCUGUGAGCAGAGCAGCUCUCUGAUUGCCUGGUUGUUAUUAUCCGAGGUGACACGAGGAGAUCCUAUUUAUGGCAGUUUUCGUAUACUAAAGGUCCACCAUGCUUUUAUUGAAUUUGUGUACAAACAAGAUUAUUAGAAUGCGUAAAAUGUCAAAUUAAUUAUGGUGAACUAUCGUGUAUUAUAUUGUAUGCAGUUAGGCAUGGAGCGGAAAAACUAUUAAAAGGAUGAUUUUAUUCUCGAGAUAAAUUGAAGGCAGUAACACUAGUGUCCAUAAUUGAUAUAAAAGGAUAUUUAAGGCCUUCUAAAAGGGUUUAUAAAUACUGUAUUCAUGCUAUAGCCUAUUAAAGUGCAGUGGUCUUAACAAGAAGAGUAUUCUCAAGUGUUCUGUGUGUCACUCUCUGGCACUUAUCUACUGUUACAUCAGAAAACACAAGAGACAUCUUCUGCGGCAAAUUGCUAGGCUGAACAUCUAUGGGCCUGAAAAUGGUCUUUGGUUAGAAGGGAUCAGUUGUUUGCCCGAACUGUUUAGUUAAAGUGAUGUUUUAAGUCUCUAUAUUAGCAUCUAUUAAUUUCUUUUAGCACCGUGAUUUUAAAAGUCGUCUGUAUCAAAUAAUAAAUAAAGGAAUAAUUUUAAAUGUUUCAAUUUUUUUUGUACAUUCAAGAAUGACAAAAAGGGAUCUCGUCAAUAUGUGAAUAUGCAAGUCGGCCAAUUAGCAGAAAUCAUCUAUGAAAGGUGCAUGCAGAAUGAUGAGGUUUACACAUAAACCGUAAAGGUUACGCCCUUUUUAAAAAUAAAGAAAUCAAUAACAGAAAAUAAACGAUGCACUUCCUAAAAUAUGUUGACUUCAUGAUUCAUAUAGGUUAUUACUUCAAGCUGAGGAGAAAGAGAGGAACCGUCUUGAUAAUUUAAAUUUACGAAGAAUUCAUUAUUUUGAAAGCUGCCCCUAAAUGCCAGCAACUUGUUUUAUGUAGCCUAACUUAAUUUGGGUACAAGUACUUUCAUCUGUAAAUGAAAGCAAUUAUGCAGCACAUAUUAUAUUAUGUUGGCUGUGGUCUCCAGAUAGUCAUCAAUCACCCUCAAUCGAGCUGUCAUUGUGGGCAGAUUCGUUUGUUGCAGGCAGUCUUCCAGCUGGGGAGAAGAGGAGAACAUCAUCAUUAAUUUGAGUGUGACCCUGGGGCUAUUCACAUGUCUGAACCCGGGGAUCGCUGAGCAAGUCUGCACACCAGCACCGCACAUCCAGCCUGCACUACCACCUAUGUACAAAACAUAACAUUUAGCUCCUGAAUUAAAGUUGCUUUAACGCUUCAAAGGCGCGCUUCAAAUGUGUAAUACAAAAAAAAAAAAAAAGGCACUUCAUUACCCGGCAGGGCUGCUGAAGCGGAAAAGAAAAGCUGUCAGAAAGCAGCAAUAUUCGAUAUUCACUUCAAGCUAUCAAUAUCUUACUUCCAGGAACUAGAGUCAUUAAAAAAAAUAAGCCUUAUAAUCUACGCAAUUUUAAACUAUCAAAGCAAACAAAAGUGUUUAUGAAAAGGCGAGAAUAUAUCACUACAACAAGGCAUGCACACCAUCAUUGAUGAACAGGAAUGUUUAACUUACUGUUUCAAUCAUAAAGAGACUCGUUUUCAUCUAAUAGGCGUGGCAGACAUUCGGGUCUAACCGUCAGCCGGUUGUCAUCAGGCGAGAUGAGCUGGGUUGUUUGUUAAUACAUUGUUUAAGUAUUUAUUAUUUUAAUUGAUUGUGUUCAUUAUACAGGAAAAGAUGGGGGGGAGUAAGCAUCUAGGAGCCUGUGCUUACCAAUCAAUUGGUACAGUGAAACACAGCAAGACUGCAAUAGCGUUGAGACCAGGCGUCUCUCUUUAUUUCUGACUACUGGGACCUCUCUACCAUGUCAUACCCACAAUUCGGAUAUCCGUACUCAUCCGCACCCCAGUGAUGCAGCACGUAAUUCAGAAAGACUGCAGACAAGAGAACACAGUCGCCUUAUCCCGGUCUCUUAUCCCUGCAUGCUGUCGCUGUCCCCUCCAGUUCCUGAUGACCACCAACUCCUUGACAACCUGCUGCGAAUCCAGUGGCCGAAGCCUGUCCGAGUCCGGCUCCGCAGCCAGUGCUCAGACGCCGGUGUACUGCCCCGUUUACGAGAGCAGGCUGCUGGCCACGGCCAGACACGAGCUCAACUCGGCGGCGGCUCUUGGUGUCUAUGGAAGCCCUUACACCAGCAGCCAAGGCUACGGGAACUAUGUGGCUUAUGGCGCUGACGCCUCGGCUUUCUACUCCUUGGGGGCAUUUGACACGAAAGAUGGGACAGGAUCUGCGCAUGCGGGGAUCACCCAAGCAGCUGCCUACUAUCCUUAUGAUGCUACUUUGGGACAGUAUCAGUAUGACAGGUAUGGAACCAUGGAUGGUGGGACAAGGAGGAAAAAUGCCACUCGAGAAACAACGAGCACUCUCAAAGCCUGGCUCCAGGAACACAGGAAGAAUCCGUACCCCACUAAAGGAGAGAAAAUCAUGCUCGCCAUCAUUACUAAGAUGACCCUCACCCAAGUAUCUACCUGGUUUGCCAAUGCAAGGCGGAGACUAAAAAAAGAAAACAAGAUGACUUGGCCACCACGAAACAAAUGCUCCGAGGGAAAGAAGUACGAUGAUGCAGAAGAAGAGGACGAGUCGCAAGAAGGCCACAUAAAGAAUGAGAAGGAGGAUGACGAUAUCAGAAGCAGGGAAGAAAAAGAGCUACAGCUAAGCGACCUGGAUGAGUUUGAAGCCAUCGAGUCUGAGAGUCCCGAAUGUGACCUCAAGCGCCAGUUUCACAUGGACAGCAGUCACUUGCGGACAAGUGACCGCUGCAAAGACGCUGCCUUGAAGAUGCCCAUCACAGCCUCCUUAGAAGGGGACGAGGACAUCGGCAAAAACUGUCUUAAAUCGGCGUCUGGUGAUUGCGAGCACGAUCUAAUAUCUGCCAGGCAGACAAAAAUGUGCUUCGAACAGAGCCAGCAAAUGCUGGAGAGCAAACCGAGGAUCUGGUCUUUGGCGCAGACCGCCACUUCUUUGAACCAAACAGAAUACCCGUCAUGCAUGUUGAAAUGCCAACAGGUGAUCCCGACCACGCCCACCGUGUCAUCUCCCGUCAGCGUAAUGGACAGACAGCAGGAUUCACCGGUCACCACUCUGAGAAACUGGGUGGACGGCGUUUUCCACGACCCCUUGUUUAGGCACAGCACUUUGAACCAAGCAUUGACCAAUACCACAGUUUCGUGGGCCACAACCAAAGGCGCGGCGCUGGAGGCGGGGGUCCUGGGACGGUCCCUUGCCAAUACGACAAAUGUCAUUAAAGGACACGUGCCUAGCUUGCAACAUCAAGAGGCCAGUAAAGACACCCUGCUUUUCCCUAAAACGAGCAGCAAAAUGUUUUGCUCCUAACGAACAUAAAACUUGGUUGGCAGCAGCAAAACGCUACUCUGGGAUGUACUCUUGAGAAACGUGGAAACGCUCGAUUACAGCCUGAUACUUGUGCUUCGUGAAUGCUGGAAUCGCAUUUAUAUUUGAUCAGCCAAGGGACUUUUGUUUUUGUUUUUUUUUUUUUCUCUCUCUUCAAUGGGUUGUAUUGACAGCAGUUCACUAUAGUUGGUGUUUUACCAACUAUGUUUCAUUUUAAAGGAAGCACGUUAAAAUGUAGAGGUAUACAUGAAAGUUUACAUUUGAAAACGUUUACAAAAAAAAAAAAGAGACGAAAAACACCGUAUUAGUGAACUUUGUUUCCUUUAAAGGCAUGCAGAAAAUUAAAAAAAGAAAAAAAGACUUCUGAUUUUCCUAUUUUAAUAAUCGCAAUUGUCAGCCAGAGUCACGAACAUCACUGCUUAACAUUUCACAUAACUGCACACUUUUUCCUUACGAUCGGGAGGAUUUGUUAAACGUAUGUUCACUUUAAUAAAUGAUCUGUUUCGGAUGUA